AUGGCAAUUAUCCUACCAAAAUUAAAAUAUGCACUUAAUGCAUUGUCACCACACAUAAGUGAAGAAACACUAAAUUUUCAUUAUAAUAAGCACCAUGCAGGAUAUGUAAAUAAAUUAAAUGGCUUAAUUAAAGACACACCUUAUGGCACGAAAUCGUUAAUAGAAAUUGUAAAGGAAUCAUCAGGGGCAAUUUUUAACAAUGCUGCUCAAAUAUGGAAUCACAGUUUUUAUUGGGACUCCAUGGGACCUAAUUGUGGAGGGGAACCUCAUGGAGAAAUUAAGGAAAAAAUAAUUGAAGAUUUUGGAUCAUUUAACGAUUUCAAAAAUCAAUUUUCAAAUGUUUUAUGUGGUCAUUUUGGUUCAGGUUGGGGUUGGUUAGCUUUAAAUAAUAACAACAAAUUAGUUAUAUUACAAACACAUGAUGCAGGUAACCCUAUAAAGGAUAAAACAGGUAUUCCUAUAUUGACAUGUGACAUAUGGGAACAUGCAUAUUAUAUUGAUUAUCGUAAUGAUAGAGCAUCAUAUGUUAAGGCAUGGUGGAAUUUGGUGAAUUGGAAUUUUGCAAAUGAAAAUUUAAAGAAAGCAUUACAAAAAUGA
Messenger RNA from Plasmodium gonderi, 597 nucleotides. Its product is annotated as superoxide dismutase [Fe]. The transcript has a single exon. Lineage: Eukaryota; Apicomplexa; Aconoidasida; Haemosporida; Plasmodiidae. Gene Ontology annotation, molecular function: superoxide dismutase activity; metal ion binding. Gene Ontology annotation, biological process: superoxide metabolic process. Bases 1 to 597 code for a protein of 198 amino acids. The record is from RefSeq and is a predicted model, not a curated record.